CAGACUCCCAAGCGGACCUACACCCUGGCGGAGCUGAGGUUGAACAAGAUUCAGCCCGAGGAAUUCCUGGCGCCCACCGACAGCACGCUGAGCGGCGUGCGCAACGUGGUGCAGGGCGGCUUCCUGGCGGGCCUCACAGCCGCCUACUUCACCCAGCUGCUGGACCUCACGCAGAUUGUGCAGGUUGUGGUGGCCACCGGCUUCCUGCUGACUGUUGACCAGGUGGCCAACGGGGGCGGCUUUGAGGCCCUGCUGGUCGACUCUGCCGGGCGGGUGGUGAAUGGCACAUACGGCCGCCGAGUGGCGCUGCAUGAAGCCGGCCACUUUCUGGUCGCCUAUCUGCUUGGGCUGCUGCCGCGGGGCUACACCCUCAGCUCCCUGGACCUCUUUCUCAAGAAGCGGCAGCUGAAUGUGCAGGCGGGCUGCCAAUUCUGCGACUCUGCCUUCCAGGCCGAGGUCGCCACCGGGCGGCUCAGCAGCAGCAGCCUGGACACGUACGCGUGCGUGGCGCUGGCGGGGGUGGCAACGGAGUGGCUGCGGUUUGGGCGGGCCGAGGGAGGCCUGGAGGAUGUGAGGCAGCUGGACCGCCUGCUGCAGGCGCUGCGAUUCACGCAGGCCAAGGCAGACUCCCAGGUCCGCUGGGCGGUGCUCAACGUCGUGACGCUGCUGCGGCGCCACGAGCGCGUGCACGACGCGUUGGCAGCGGCCAUGCAGCGUGGCGGCAGCGUGGGCGAGUGCAUCGGCGUGAUAGAGGGGGAGCUGGCGGGCUCCCAGGACAUCUGA
Messenger RNA from Chlorella variabilis, 783 nucleotides. RefSeq lists its product as hypothetical. Gene Ontology annotation, molecular function: metalloendopeptidase activity; ATP binding; ATP-dependent peptidase activity. The transcript has 5 exons. The record is from RefSeq and is a predicted model, not a curated record. Gene Ontology annotation, biological process: proteolysis. The annotation marks the transcript as partial. Lineage: Eukaryota; Viridiplantae; Chlorophyta; Trebouxiophyceae; Chlorellales; Chlorellaceae.